Alosa sapidissima (American shad) is the source of this 2800-nucleotide messenger RNA. It is a transcript of the gene p3h4, whose product is annotated as prolyl 3-hydroxylase family member 4 (inactive). Gene Ontology annotation, molecular function: collagen binding; protein binding. Gene Ontology annotation, biological process: collagen fibril organization; peptidyl-lysine hydroxylation. The transcript is spliced from 7 exons. NCBI's taxonomy places the organism in Eukaryota, Metazoa, Chordata, Actinopteri, Clupeiformes, Clupeidae. The coding region runs from base 584 to 1924 and encodes 446 amino acids. Gene Ontology annotation, cellular component: endoplasmic reticulum. The record is from RefSeq and is a predicted model, not a curated record.
UAAAGAAGUGGAUGUCAUUCAUUCAAUGUUGGGGAAUAUUACUCCAUUAAUUCGCACAUGCAAGCGACCACAUUUUUUUCUCCUGAGAAGGAAAAAUGUGUGAUUCAAGUUUCAGUCUCAACGUGUAAAGUUGGGGGUGGCUUUAACUGGCCGUGCAAAAUGCGCCCCCAGGCAGCCUAAAAACUAAACUACUCUCGUCAGUUGGCCUGCUCUUAAUGGGAUUGGCGGUUUAAAUAUUCGGUCCUAAAAUAUGUAUGUCAUGCUACUGCCUGUAAUUUACCUGAUGCUUUGUCAGCUCAACAAGGCGUUUAUACAAAAUUGAGGCAGCAAUGGAGUGUUUUAACGCGUGGUAAAUAGGCGGCGUUGAGACCCGGGGAAACUUUUCAACCCCCAAAUCACCGUCUGCCGCACAACUCCCGUUAAAACGGUAGAAAAAUCUAGUAGACUUUUCCGUCCCCGCCUCCCGGCCCAUUCACAUCGGGCCAAAGCGCAGCAUACGUGCAGACAGACAUGAACACUUACUGCUAAAACCUGGAUUGUUGGUCACAGAAGAUUUUUUAAUGGUUGGUGGAAAGGACAGUCGAUGAUCUUACCGGUAAUCCAUAACAUGGCCUCUCCUACCCACAGCAUAAGAGAAAUCGCUCUAUAUGUCUGCGUAUGGACAAUUUUAUUUGCUUCCGUACCGGCGCAAGCUCAGUAUGAGAAGUACAGCUUCAAGAGUUUUCCACAGUCGGAGCUGAUGCCACUGGAGUCGGCGUAUGGAUACGCGCUGGAGCAGUAUGGUGUUCAGAACUGGAAGGAGAGUAUAAAAUAUCUGGAAUUAAGUUUACGGCUACACAGACUUCUAAAGGACAGCGAAGCCUACUGUAGCCAGAACUGCAGUCAGGUCAGCCGGGACCAUGACGAACUCUUUCAGGAUACCAGUCUUCGGAUAAUGGGACACUUUUUACAGCGGGCAUCCUGCCUUAAAAACUGCAAGAAGAACUUCCCGGUGUUUUCAGUAGCCUAUCCAAAGAGAGUGACCUUAGAGGCUUUUGAAAGAAGGGAGCCAUACCGGUACAUGCAGUAUGCGUAUUUCCAGCUGAAUUACCUGGAGAAGGCUGUGUCAGCCGCCCACACGUUCCUGCAGAGGAACCCUGGAGAACCUCUCCUCACCAAGAACAUGAACUACUACAAGAGUCUCUUCGAUGUGGACGAGUAUCUCAUUGACCAUGAGGAGAAACUCUAUGAGGGUGCUUUUCUAAAAGCUGUGAAGUUGUUCAAUGCAGGGGAUUUCAGUAACAGUGCAUUUAACAUGGAGCAGGCGGCUACAGAGUAUUUGAAAGUAUAUGACCUCUGUCUCGCCGCCUGUGAGGGGUCAUACGAGGUCACAGAGUUCAAGGAUUUCUACCCCACCUUAGCAGACCUGUAUGUGGACGUGCUGACCUGUAAGGUGAAGUGUGAGGCCAAUCUCACGCCCAACGUCGGAGGCUUUUUCGUCGAGAAGUUUGUCGCUACCAUGUAUCACUACAUGCAGUUCGCCUAUUAUAAGCUGAAUGACGUCCGCAGUGCAGCUCCAUGUGCCGCCAGCUACAUGCUCUUUGAUCCCUCGGAUGAAGUGAUGCAGAAGAAUAUGGUCUACUACAAGUUCUACAGAGAGCAGUGGGGCCUGGAGGAGGAACACUUCAAACCACGGCCGGAGGCUGUCCGCUACUUCAAUCAGACAGCUAAGCAGAAGGAAAUGCUGGAGUUUGCCCAAAACUAUCUACAGACAGAUGACGAGGAUGUAGUCAGUCCAGAGGAGCACGUGACUGGACCGGCCUCCCCGCCGGACGAGGAGUUUGAGAGGAUCGGCGAUUACGAGGAGUCCUUCCUGGCCGAGUGGUGGCAGGAGCCCAAAACCAAAGGGGACAAUGGAGAGACAGAAGACAGAAGAGAAGUGUAGAAUGCAUAUGCACACACACACACACACACACACACACCACACACACACACAGGGAUGGGCGAAAAUACAUCAAAAUGUAUUUUAAAAUAGAAUAUCAAAAAUACCCUAAUUUUAAGUGUAUCUAAAUAAACUACAAAAUACAGUAGCCACGGUAUGUAUCAAAAUAAAAUACUGUAUUUUUGUAUUUUCAAAAUACUAAAAAUACUCUUUAAAGGGACCUGUCCUACAUGGCAGGUAAAAUCAGUUCCUGGCAUUUUAUCCAUAUUUGUAUAGUUUAGUAUUAGUUAUUAGAUUAUUUUUCUUGAGAACUUUAAUCAUCAGUAGGCAAAUUAACAUGAUCAUCCAAUUGGAACAGAUGAACCGGUUAUGAGUUUGGCUUCCAACGUUGUGAGUUUUUUGUACCUUAAAAUAAUGUUUCCAAAAUCGUUUCAGUGGUUCAUUAACUCGUAACAGGGGGAACGACACUUCUGCAUUCGCUUUGCGGCCCUCUAUCAUCAUACAUCAUACUUUCAUAAAAUCAUGCAACAUACUCUAGCUUGUCUGUGGACAUUGUUAUUUCCAAAUGUGCUGGAUAAACAAAUAGCGUGCGUGCGACAGAGGAAAAGUGCUUUGGUGUUGCUUUAAAAAGUUGGCCCAUGUAUCAGCUAAAGCAUUUUCACGUAUUCUAGGCAUGCACUGACAAUGUCAGAGACUUCAUCCAUAUUAUAUGUCAGUGUGCCAUGAGUUUGAAGCGUUUUUUUUAAUAUUUCAAUUUCAACAGUAAUUUCAAUAUUGCCAUUCAGAUCAGAAAUGGUUAGUUCCCCAUUCCUCAACAUCUUUACUGAUGAUAUUUGUAAUGUUUUCACGCUGAUGCAUUCAGACUGGCCUAAUGAGGGA